Messenger RNA from Metarhizium acridum CQMa 102, 1350 nucleotides. RefSeq lists its product as uncharacterized. NCBI's taxonomy places the organism in Eukaryota, Fungi, Ascomycota, Sordariomycetes, Hypocreales, Clavicipitaceae. The record is from RefSeq and is a predicted model, not a curated record.
AUGUUCACGACGUUGCUCUUCAACGACGUUCUCGAUCCUUUCAAGUUGCGAGAUGGCCUUGAAACUCUGGCUACCCUCAAGGGCUGGGACAAAAUCGGUGCCAGGUUCAGAUAUGACAAAAAGGGCCGCGUGCAUUAUCAUAUCCCAGCCACCUUCACCGAGGAUCGUCGAGCGGUUCAGUUUUGCCACAUUCAGCAUGACAUGCUCAUAGUCGAACACCCAGUUGCAUCUCAGAUGCAGAAACUGAGGGCAUCUCAGGGACCCGAGAUAGUCGCAGAUGCCAUGGCCUUUAGGUCUUUAUGGGUUCACCCAAGUGUUCCUACCAAGUUUUCCGAAUACCUGCAAAACGAUGUGCCACAGCUCGGACUCGUCGUCGUGUCAUUCCGCGACGCGACCCUCGUCGUUUUGAGCUGGUUCCAUACCCUGUUCGACACUCCCGGCAAGGCAGAGCUUCUCCGAGCCUGGUCGUCGAUUGUCAAUGGAAAAUUGACUGGAGUCGGCACACCACAUGAUGCAAGCGAGGAUCCUUUGGCCGAUCUUGGGCUCCACCCCACGGAACCCUACGUGCUCGAGAAGCUCAGGCUGUCCAGGCUUCAAAUGAUGCUAUACACUAUUCGAGCCCUCUAUAAUGCCGUCUUCAAGAGGUAUCGAAACCGCGUCCUGUGCCUCCCGUCGGCUUUCUUGCGCGAGAUUCGCCAACAAGCAGAGAGCGAGACCGAGCCCGACGAGCAAAGGCCGUUUCUGAGCGACGACAACCUCAUCACGGCGUGGUGGGCUCGACUGCACACGGCGGCCAAGAAGAAUCCGCGCGGUACAGUCAACCUCCACAAUGCUCUGGGACUCCGCCGAACUCUUGAAAACGACCUCCUGCCCCCGUCCAAGCCGUACUUGUCCAACGCGGUGGCCAUGUUCACCGUCCUGCUGUCUGCGCAGGAAGUCAUCAGCCGCCCCUUGAGCUACACGGCUUCGCGACUGCGUCAGCGCAUCACGGAAUCUCGCACUCGUCCACAGGUCGAGGCAUUCUCUGCGCUGGUGAGGGAGAAGCAAGGCACCCUGACGAUGCCCAUGUUUGGCGAUGCCACAAUGACGGUCCUCGUGGGCUCCAGCUGGACCAACGCGAAGCUAUUCGACGUCGACUUUACUGGAGCUGUGGUCGAAAAUGCCUCUACGGGAUCUACUAGGCCGGGAUUUCCGUCUUAUGUCCAGUGCACCUUUAAUGACCCCGUUCCUUUCGAAGUCAUGGUUACGGUUGGCAAGGACCACGAGGGGAAUUACUGGUUAGAUGCAAACACGGAUGACGCUCACUGGGAAAGAAUUGUGAGGACCCUGGAAACUAAUCGCAAAGUGUAA